Paramecium sonneborni is the source of this 1928-nucleotide messenger RNA. NCBI's taxonomy places the organism in Eukaryota, Ciliophora, Oligohymenophorea, Peniculida, Parameciidae. The record is from the annotation of a GenBank genome assembly.
AUGUAAGACAAAUAAAUUAUUCAGCUUUUUGAAAAAUAUUCAAAACUUAAUGAUCCAAAAUUAGUGUUCCAAACAAGUGAAUAAAUUUUAGAAAGAAUAAAUGAAAGUGAUAUAACCUAUAUUUUAACCAAAAUCAUGAAUUGUCUUCAAUCAACAGAUUUCUAAACAACAAUUAAUUAUUCUUUACUUUUAAAACAAUUAAUAUACAAGUAUUCAUCUAAACAUUAAAACUUACAACCAAAAGCUAUUUUUGAUUAAUUGUAAUAAACAUUAAGCAAAAAGAAUGCAUAUGGCAAAAGUGAAUUAAAGCAUUUUAUACUAACUAAAUAUUUGAUUUACUCUUAUUUAGAUUCAUAAAAUCUUUUAAAUGUAAUACUUGAAGAUCGAAAAACUGAAGAUUCAGAAUAUUUAUCAUAUGUGUUAUUAAAGCAACUGUAUACAUUUUAGCAUUAUGUAGUAAACCUGAAAAUGUAAAACAAGUUAGCAAUUCAAUUAAAAAUGAUCUCUAAAAUUUAACUCCAAGGGUUUUUUGUAUAUUGGUAAAGUUACAAUAACUUAGUCAAAAAGGUUAGUUUUAAUGGGAUAAAUAUCUUUAAGAAUAACUAUUUGAUCGAUAAAAAUUUCAUAAACUCCUCGAAUAAGCUAAUGAUCAAUUUCCAAAAAAAUCACUAUUCUAUUAAUAUUUAGCUAUUUAUAUGACAAAAGUAUAAUAUUUUAUUUAUAAUCGUAGUUUAGCAAAACUUAAGAAAAUUAGAAAAUUUUUACAGAAUUUUGGGAAUAUUUGUUUUAAUAAGAAGAUUUAAGAAAGUUAAACUUUAUGAUUUUAUCAAUCUUCAAACAUUUCCUUAAAUCCACUUAAAUUCCCCUAACUUUCUUAAAAAAUCAAUAACUAAUUGAAUUGUGGUACAGAUAAUUUGGAAAUUCUAAUUCAGUUAUGAAAAGAUUAGCAAAUAAGAUUGAAUAAUAUAUCACUUAAAGAGAAGUCUCUUAUGAAGAUAUUAUUUAUUUGAGAAAUAUCUAUGGUUACAGAAUUCAUCCAAAAAAUGGGAUUGCAUAAAAAAUUUUGGCAAAAUUUACAGAAGAUGAAAUAGUCCAAUAUUUUGAGAAUAUGAAAUAACAAGAACAAUCCUCUACUGAUCCCAUCAAUAAACUUUAUUUUUUGAAUGAAAUUUAUGUACUUGCAACAGUUAGUAAUACUAACAUAAAAAUUUUGACAUAAAUGAUUCAAUAUAUUUAUGAAAUUGGUUGCAUAAAUUUUUAAUAAAUUUAUGAGCAGUUAGAUGAAGAGUCUAAAGAAGCAUAUCAAUUUGAAGAAAUUAAGAAAAAAUUUUUAGAUUAAUGUUAAAGUUUCUUUUACUCUCUAGUUGGAAAAGUAGCAUCUGUAAUUAUUAAUAUAUGAUAAUUAGAAUAUUUAAGAAUUUGAUGAAUUAACAAAAUCCCUUUUGAAACAAUAAAAGAAAUAAGAAUUAAUAAAAUAAUAUAAAUUGAUAAAUUCAAAGUAACCAAAAGAAUGUAUAAAACACUUAGUGAAUACAAUCCUUAUUUUUUCAUUUUUAAAUGAGGAUGAAGGCAUAUAAAUUUUAGAAGAAUUUCAACAUAUAGCUGGUGAUAUUUAAGAAGAAGAGCCAUAAAUAAAAAAAAAAGUUAAGACCAAUCCUGAGAAAGCAAAAGUAGUUUUAACAGAAGUAUUUAUAUAAUUGUUAACUAAAUCUCCAUGUAAGAUUCUUCUAUAUUAAAUUUUAGAAUUUUUGAGAGAAGCUGUCAAUUAAUGUUGUAAAUCUUUGGAAUUUACAUCUGAAUGUUUAGAAAUUUUAGUAGAUGUAUUAUUGAAAGAUGAUCACGAAUACAUUGCUGAGAUGCAAUAAUAAGAAUUAGAAGAAGAGGAAGGUGGAGAUGAAAGCUUAGAAGAAGAGGAAGAAAAUUAAUGA